Molecule: messenger RNA, 2046 nt
Organism: Olea europaea var. sylvestris
Lineage: Eukaryota; Viridiplantae; Streptophyta; Magnoliopsida; Lamiales; Oleaceae
Product: putative ABC1 protein At2g40090
Exons: 12
Coding region: 144-1772 (542 amino acids)
Biological process (GO): lipid homeostasis; mitochondrion organization
Cellular component (GO): mitochondrial inner membrane
Source: RefSeq, a predicted model, not a curated record
AAAUGGCAUUUGUUAUUACUGUUGAUGCAUCAAGCCAUAUUUAAAUAGAUGGCUCGGUCAUAGAUGCGGCUGAGUCCCUUUUCUCGACUUUAACCAGGAAUCUCCGAAGUCCGAAUAAAAAAAAAAACAAAAAGAAAGAAAAAAUGCGAAUAAUGGCCGCGCGAUCUCUUUGGCGCGCCAAAACGAAGCUGUUUUUGGCAGCCACUGCGGCUGGUGGAGCCGGCACCGGCGCGGCAAUGAUUGCCAACUCAGAUGACCCUGCCUCAACCGUGAAGCUCUGCACCGCCGUCCCUCUCCGCCUCCUCCGUGACUCCGUUACUGCCGCUACGAUUGCUUUCGAUUAUGAAUACUCUCUCUGGGGCUUGCCUGAGGGUAGCACUGAGAGGACAAGAAUUAAAUCUGAAGUCCAUGCUAGGAGUGCACUUAGGCUUCAAGAACUUUGUUUUAAAAAUGGUGGAAUAUAUAUCAAGCUCGGUCAACAUAUUAGUCAGCUGGAAUACUUGGUGCCUGCUGAGUAUGUCCAGAUCAUGAGAGAUUCAAUGUUGAAUAGGUGUCCGGUUUCAUCAUACGAUCAAGUUCGAGAAGUUGUCAAGAAUGAGCUUGGAGGGGCUCCAGAUGAAAUUUUUGCCGAAUUUGAUCCUGUGCCCAUUGCAAGUGCUUCUCUGGCGCAGGUUCACAUUGCCCGCACUCAUGAGGGAGAAAAAGUGGCUGUAAAGGUUCAGCAUACUCACAUGACAAACACUGCAGCUGCAGAUUAUGCGACUGUGGAGUUAAUUGUAAACACAUUGCAUCGGCUCUUUCCUUCUUUUGAUUACAGGUGGUUGAUUGAUGAAAUACAGGAAAGUCUACCGAAGGAGUUAAAUUUCUUGUUUGAGGCCAAGAACAGCGUAAAAUGUAUGGAUAACUUUCAGAGGUUCUCUCCUCAUAUUGCAGAGUAUGUUUAUGCCCCCAAAGUACAUUGGAACUUGAGUACCUCAAAAUUGUUGGUGAUGGAAUUUAUUGAUGGCCCACAAGUAAAUGACUUAAAGACCAUUCAGAAGCUUGGAAUUCAGCCUAAUGACGUUGCAAAAUUAUUAAGUCAAGCAUUUGCUGAAAUGAUGUUUAAACAUGGUUUUGUGCACUGUGAUCCACAUGCUGCCAAUGUGCUAGUUCGCCCAUUACCUUCUGGCCGUAGGGGGAUUUUUGGAAAGAAAAAACCACAAUUGAUACUGCUAGACCAUGGUCUAUACAAAGAUCUUGAUGUUUCGACCAGAAUCAGCUAUGCAUCAUUAUGGAAGGGAUUGAUAUUUUCAGAUGCCAAUGCAAUUAAGGAAAAUAGUGUGAAAUUAGGUGCUGGAGAUGAUCUUUAUGCAUUGUUUGCUGGAAUUCUUACAAUGAGACCGUGGAACAAAGUUAUUGAUCCUUCCAUUGAUCAUCUAGUUGUCCGAGGCACCGAUGGUGAUCGUUCAGAACUCCAGAUGUAUGCUUCACAAUAUUUUUCUCAAAUCACAGAGCUUCUAAGGAGACUCCCCCGUGUUAUUCUUCUAAUGCUCAAAACAAAUGAUUGCUUGCGUGCAGUUAAUCAAUCACUGAUGCAAGGAUCUUCUCAUGAGACAUUUUUGAUCGUUGGAAGAGUCUCUUCUGAAGCCGUAGUUGAGUCAAAAUUGUUACAGAACAGGUCUUUCCUUUCGCGGGUGCUCAUUUGUUUGGAAGAAUUUCGACUAGAAGCUCGGUUAUUUGUAAUGCAGAUUGCAUUUUGGCUUUUGAAACUCCAAAAAGCUUUGAUGUCGUGAGACCGAUGAGACCUGAGCAGCCGUCCCAUAGAUCGAAUCAUUUUAGGAAAACCAAAAUUAUUUUUCGGGUGUAGAGUAUUUUUUUUGUUUAUAGUAUCUCUUUCAGUUUUGACAUUGAGCCCCCAUUGUUUGAGGGAGUUCAAGAGGCUGUAUUCAUUUCCUUCAAUUGUAUGAAUAAAUACAUUAUUGCACUCGCUGAUGCUUACUGUUGUAAAGCCCCCAAUUGGGGCAAUAUAGAAUAAUUUAUUGUUAUAAAACAUCAAUUGAAAUGUUG